AUGGUGAAAGCAAAAUCUGCUGGAGAGCCAAAGCAAAAAACUGUAGCUAAUCGAUUCCCAUCUCUAAGUGGAUGGGGUACGGAGCGCAAUGCAUUUCGCAUGCUAUCUGAAGCAUGUAUCCAAGGGUUCAAGGAACAUGGAUAUCGCAUUGGUGUCAUUCGCGGACCGGAUUUCAGUGAGCUCGAUGGGGGGCUUAUUUUUGACCCUCCGGAUGGAUUUCCUAUGAACAUGGAUCCGUCUGAUGUGUGGGCCUGGGUUCAUGAACAUAGAGAGGAUAGCAACCUACAGGUUGUGCCAUUCGACAUCAAAUCCAGUAUCAGCGUUCGGUCAUCUCACCAGAUUCCUCCUAUUUUCAUGGUUGCACCUCCUGGGCAUCCUGAGAUCCUAUGCAUUUUACCCAUCAAUAGCUACACAUCCAUGUUGGCGAGUAUGAAGUUGGAAUACGCUGACAGCCGUGGUGUGGAGUUCAACAAGGCGCAUCGGAUGCGACAACGGGAACCUUUGCACGUCAGUUCUCUCUUGGCGCCGUUCGCGGUACACCAGCGCGAUCUCUUUCGAGCCCUAGCCGGAAUUCGAGAUGCAUUCAAAAGCCAAUCAACUUAUAGAAAUCCAUCUAAUGGUAUUACGCUGCGAGGCUGGAUGCCACCAGAACCUGAUUCUAGUCUCGAAAAGGUGCUGAUGGUAUCGAUGAGCAAGCAGGAUCAUUCCGCGCAGGUUAUUCAAGAGCUUGUUCAGACUCUCCAUGCUCAGCCAGACUGCCAUAUAGAGAUAUUGUUCAAUCUCGUGCAGCCACUAGCCUGCGACUUAAUACUUCGAGACAACGCAUCAUCCACGACGUACCUACUUGAGCACAAGUUGAGUACACCUAAAGAAAGAAAGCCUAACACUGCUCCCCUGAAAAUCAAUGAGACAUGGGCGAGUGAUAAGCUCAAUUGGCAUUUUCUCUUCCAUCAGCAUGGCUAUUGGCUGAUGAUCCAUACACGAGAGGGACACAAAGCAGGGAGCAACACGCCCGUAGUCCGCAUCGACAUGAGGACCCCCGACGCAGCCUCCAAAAUCGCAAACACAAUACGCGCUCAUGGGAAGUUGGCUAAACGGAGACUUCAAAACAAGUGGCGAACCCUGGAUUUAUACGAGGGUAGCCUCUCGGAUGAAACGACUAUGUCGACGGAGCCAGUUACCCGAGAAAUGACUAUACAUGGCAGAUCAGCCGCGAGAGAGCAACUCCGUAUAGCAUUCUGCGAUGCCAUCAAUAACCAAUGCUAUAAGCUGAGGAAACACGCUUGUAUCAUUCUGGAAAGUAGUGGCUGUGGAGAGGCGGUAAUAAUUCGACAUGACUGGACGGACCGCGAUGUGGCUAUAUACCAGGCAAGCAAAUCACUGCCUGUCUCUCUUCUAAGUGGAACACAAUCCAGAUCUUCUCAAGCGCUCGUACUCAACUUCAUCCCUCACUACUGGCCGCCUAGUGUCGAGUCUUUGCAAUUGUUCGAGCCGGCACGCCUUAGGAUGAUUCACAUACCACUGUGUUUACGUCAACCCUUCAUCUAUAUUGCUGCCACUAUUAGCGCUCAAUCUGCUGAUCGAAAGGCUUGUAUCGAAAAGCUCAUCAUCUUACCUUCGGAGGAUACGGAUUGGAAGAUUGGACCUGAUAGAUGCCGUGUUUGCGAUGAUGAAACUAGAGCGAGAGAUUGGAAGCCGGUCGUCCAGAGUUUGGUUGAAAGCCAGGGAAACCACAACCCAGGAAGCUCACUCAUACAAGUUCCCUUCCUGAACCAACGAGCAGAGCCACUCUGCAAGGUUUAUGAUUUCAAUGACGGCUCAGUGCACGGUUAUCUCGAUGGUAUCUUGCAGGAUCAGAACUCACGUUAUGUUACUCCCAUCUAUGGGCCAAAAGGCAUUCUUCAACGACAAUGGAAUCACGGUAGCCCUCGAAUGGUGGAUACUGGCUGUUCUAGCACCCACAACAUGAUGUGUCGAGUCUUAACGACCCUUCCGCCCAACACCGAACCAAUGCCGAUCGAAAGCAUCGAAAGCAUACACAGCCGGGAAAAAGAAACGAUCAUGAAAGAGAAAGGCUGCCUUGAAAAACGUGCGAUAGCCUCCGCCCACCAGACUCUGAUCAGCAAUCCCGAGUACGGUAUGCCAUUGGCGAACAUCCUAGAACGGUCUGGCUUCAAGACAGCUUAUACUCUGCGAUGCGACAAGUGCACGGAUAAAGAUGAGUGUUGCUUCUACAUCCCAGAAGUUGCGUACAGCCUUAAAGCAAAGAUUGCAUGUGCAGCUUGCUGGGGUAAAUCGAAAGCGAUAUGCUCGUUCCAUGGCGCCAUGUACCUUGUAAUCAGUGCUACGUUGAUCGAUACGAGUGUGACAAUCGAGCAGGGUCUUGCGAAAGGUGUGACACUCAAGGUGAGGAGUGUAUACGGGAACUUUGUGCAUACGCGGACCAGCCUGGGGACGACUCUAAUUGCCCGAAAGAUUGCGACAAAGCCCAUGACGAUGAUGGCUACACAAACGCCCGUGCGAUCCCGAGGGGUGCAGGAUACAAUAAACCAGACCAUGCGGACGAAAAGGCUGGCCGUAGUGGAUCAUGACUGGGAUGACUGGCAUGCCACGAUCGAUCCUGAACGACAAAGCCUUCUGUUGCAUGAGGACGCACCAGUGGACAUGUUCAGAGCGAGCGGUAAUAUACAAUGGGAUGACUUGGCUGGAAGACUUCGGGACGUGGAAUGUCCUGAGUCGCUCUUUGACGGACAUGAUACGCUAAAGAAUUAUGUCAGCGCCAUCUUCCUUAGAACGAUACCGGUAGUUGCGCUUAUCACAGUAUCACUCAACAACUACGUGGUGCGCCACAAUCUGCCCUGCAAGAACUCUCUCUUCUCUUCCACUAAUCUCUUGUGCUAA
This is a messenger RNA of Bipolaris victoriae FI3, 2901 nucleotides long. RefSeq lists its product as hypothetical. Lineage: Eukaryota; Fungi; Ascomycota; Dothideomycetes; Pleosporales; Pleosporaceae. The record is from RefSeq and is a predicted model, not a curated record. The transcript is spliced from 5 exons. The coding region runs from base 1 to 2901 and encodes 966 amino acids.